Messenger RNA from Marmota monax (woodchuck), 3256 nucleotides. RefSeq names its product mucolipin TRP cation channel 3 (gene Mcoln3). Gene Ontology annotation, molecular function: NAADP-sensitive calcium-release channel activity. Gene Ontology annotation, cellular component: plasma membrane; lysosomal membrane. The record is from RefSeq and is a predicted model, not a curated record. The coding region runs from base 152 to 1813 and encodes 553 amino acids. The transcript is spliced from 13 exons. Lineage: Eukaryota; Metazoa; Chordata; Mammalia; Rodentia; Sciuridae.
GGACUCUGGGCGGAGCGGAGCCUCAGAGGCUGCUCGGACAAUGCGCUGACAUGCAGCACGCCCCAGCUGCUGAGCAGAUUUGACGCCUCCUCGCCCAGUCGCUCGGUUGUUCCCCACUGGGCAACCCCUCCUCGCGCCGGGAGCCACAGAGAUGGAAAAUCCUGAGACAGGUAUAAGUAGCUGCACUUCUCAUGAAGAGGAAAAUCGCUGCGCCUUUAACCAGCAAACAUCUCCAUCUGAGAAGCUUCUGUUAGAAGACCAGAUGAGGCGAAAACUCAAAUUCUUUUUCAUGAAUCCUUGUGAGAAGUUCUGGGCUCGAGGUAGAAAGCCAUGGAAACUUGCCAUACAAAUUCUAAAAAUUGCAAUGGUGACUAUCCAGCUGGUCCUUUUUGGACUAAGUAACCAGAUGGUGGUAGCUUUUAAAGAAGAGAACACUAUAGCAUUCAAACACCUCUUCCUAAAAGGCUAUAUGGACCGAAUGGAUGACACGUAUGCAGUGUACACACAAAAUGAUGUGUAUGAUCAGAUCGUCUUUGCAAUGAACCGGUACUUGGAGCUGCGCAACAUUUCAGUUGGGAAUCAUGCUUAUGAAAACAAGGGGACCAAGCAGUCUGCUAUGGCAAUCUGUCAGCAUUUCUACAAGCAAGGAAGCAUCUGUCCUGGAAAUGACACUUUUGACAUUGAUCCCGAAAUUGAAACAGAAUGUUUCUUUGUAGAACCGGGUGAGGCUUUUCAUAUUGGAACAUCAGAAGAAAAUAAACUCAACUUCACGCUGGACUUCCACAGACUGGUGACAGUGGAGCUUCAGUUUAAACUGAAAGCCAUUAACCUGCAGACAGUUCGUCAUCAGGAGCUCCCUGACUGCUAUGAUUUUACUCUGACUAUAACAUUUGACAACAAAGCUCAUAGUGGAAGAAUUAAGAUAAGUUUAGAUAAUGACAUUUCCAUCCGGGAAUGUAAAGACUGGCAUGUAUCUGGAUCAAUUCAGAAGAACACUCAUUACAUGAUGAUCUUUGAUGCUGCUGUCAUUCUGACUUGCUUGUCUUCGUUACUCCUCUGCUUCAGGUCUGUGGUUAGAGGACUUCAGCUUCAACAGGAAUUUGUCAAUUUUUUCCUCUUCCAUUAUAAGAAGGAAGUUUCUGUUUCUGAUCAAAUGGAAUUUGUCAAUGGAUGGUACAUUAUGAUUAUCAUUAGUGACAUGCUGACAAUCAUUGGAUCAAUUCUGAAAAUGGAAAUCCAAGCUAAGAGUCUAACAAGUUAUGAUGUCUGUAGCAUAUUUCUUGGGACUUCUACCUUGCUCGUGUGGCUUGGAGUCAUCCGGUACCUCGGUUUCUUCCAGAAGUACAAUCUCCUUAUUCUGACCCUUCAGGCAGCGUUGCCCAAUGUCAUCAGGUUUUGCUGCUGUGCAGCUAUGAUUUAUUUAGGCUAUUGCUUCUGCGGAUGGAUUGUGCUGGGCCCUUACCAUGACAAGUUCCGUUCUCUGAACAGGGUCUCUGAGUGCCUUUUCUCCCUGAUAAAUGGAGAUGAUAUGUUUGCCACAUUUGCAAAAAUGCAGGAAAAAAGUUACUUGGUCUGGAUGUUUAGUAGAAUUUACCUCUACUCGUUCAUCAGCCUCUUUAUAUACAUGAUUUUAAGCCUUUUUAUUGCGCUGAUCACAGAUACAUAUGAAACGAUUAAGCACUACCAGCAGCAUGGAUUCCCAGAGACUGAACUUCAUACCUUUAUAUCAGAAUGCAAGGACUUACCCAAUUCUGGAAAAUACAGAUUAGAAGAGGAAUCUCCAGUAUCUUUGUUCUGCUGUUGUAAAAAGUAGCUAUUAGGUUUAUCUGUGUUCUAGAGGAAAAUAUAAUAUGUAGCUGAAUUAAGAGACUAUUUGAAUAUUUUGAGAUCAGGUGCAGUAUGUUCAAAUACUAUUAUUUAAAGCUAAUUAUAGCUAUAGCUCACCAAGAACUUUUUGUAUUUUAAAAAUAAUACUUAAUGUCCUUGCUGUUUUAUACUGGGUUUACUUUUAAAGAGUAAUUUUGAUGAGGGAAGCUAUUGGAUUAUUGUUCUUUCUUAUUUAUUUUGUCAUAAUGUUUGAAUGUGUUCUCUGUGCCCCUCUUUACUCUGCCUGUAUGAAUUGUGUCCUCAAUGAAAAGCAAUUCCUAGUUUGACAGUGACCUUGGACAACUCAGUGUCCAUCCCUGAGGGAGUGGGGAUGGUUGCUGUAUAUCCAAUGAUCACUGUAUUUAAAAAUCUUCUCUUAAGGACUGAACAAGAAUGAAACAACCAUCACCAGCUAACAGUGUGAUAUAUUUGUUUCUGAAAGACAAUUGUUAUCAAUUCUGCUUUUAGUUCUGGAGAAUAUUGGGUAUUUUAAUAUUCAUUUACAAGUUUUUUUUUCUUUUCUGUCAGUGUUAAAAUACAAAGUUGAAAGAGUUUGUAUACAUAAAAUGAAAAUGAAACCAAAUACCAAUUGUAUAUUAAAUAAAGAUUAUGUUAUUGGUAUUUAAGUGGCCUUAUGAAAACUUUUAUGUACUAUGCCUUUCCUAGGCACAUUCAGUCUCAUGGUAAGGCAAUUUGGGGCCGGGAGUUAUGAUUUUAUGGAAUAAUUUUCUAUCAGUCAUGCAGAAAAUAUGUUGGACAAUAAUUAUGCUCAAAAUUUAAAAACAAGUGAGAAAUGUGUGCCUUAAAAAUAUACAAAAAUAUUCUCUAUUCCUUGUAGACCAUCGAUUGGUACUUGCAGGGGUUUUCACAACAUGAAUAUUUGUUUUAUGUAUUAUUGUUCAAAUAGAAAUGAGUUCAAUAAUGUAUAAUAAAGGUUUUCUCAACGCAAACUUUUCUAAGGAAACUGAUUUUUAAAUUGCUGAUUUUAAAGGCUUAAUGAAGGUGACUUUGAGACACUGAAAUCUUCUAUUUACAAUAAUGACUCCAGGUGUUGAAAUGUGAGGUUCUACAAAAGUGUAAGCUCUUUUUGUAGUUCUUGUGGCUUUUAAAAAAUGAAAAAACUCAACCUCCUGAUGAGGAUUUGGGGGGACUUAAUUCUAAUAUUCGUAUUACAAUCAUUUUUAGAAUUUAGUAGGAUGCAAAAUGAAUUUUAAAAUCAUGUUUAUUAUUUGAUAAGCCCUUUUUGUUACUCUUUGAGAAACUUCUGCAUUAAUAAUAACUUCAGCGGCGGUAUGGAGCCACUCAAUGAGGGCUGGGCCUGGAGUGUUGCUUUGCUCUGCAUUCACUGUGUUUCUUCCGUGGAAUUAAAGUCAGUGACUUGGUGCCUUCA